This is a messenger RNA of Penicillium verhagenii, 2550 nucleotides long. RefSeq lists its product as uncharacterized. Gene Ontology annotation, biological process: TORC2 signaling. Bases 1 to 2550 code for a protein of 849 amino acids. Lineage: Eukaryota; Fungi; Ascomycota; Eurotiomycetes; Eurotiales; Aspergillaceae. Gene Ontology annotation, cellular component: TORC2 complex. The record is from RefSeq and is a predicted model, not a curated record. The transcript has a single exon.
AUGAACCCAACUUAUCGUUCUCCAAACUCUCCGGGCCGGUCCCAACGAGCCCCCGCCCCAGUCUAUCGUCAUCACCCCCAGCCUCCAGUCUCCGACGACGAAGACGACGAUUCAGAAGAUGAUGAAUUGACUCGUCCUGGAUCCUCCGGUAGUGAUGCCUCCUCCAAUGUGACAACUGUAUCCGCUGCCCCGAUCACCCCGAUCAAUCCACCCACCGGUGGUGGUUAUUUCUCUCCUCACCGAUCCUCCUCAUCAACCACGUCGCCCCAGCACGCCGCACGAAUGCCGCAAGAACGUCGGCCGUCGGGGCGAGGCCCCUCGACCGAACUGUCACGCCACAGAUCUCGACAUCAUUCACAAGGCUUCUUUGAGCCCUCAUUACCUACCGCAUCGUCCGAUCAGCUGCCGCCGGUUUCGGCUUCUCGUAUCGCCGCCCAGGCUGCCAUGCAGCAAUUAAAACGCACGGACGACAUACGACGAAGUGGCAGUUCCUCCCCUCCACCCUUACCCCAGUUGGUACCCGCUCCCCUCCGACUAAACCAACCCUCUCCGAAUGUGGCAAGUACGGCCGCCAAUGUCGUGUUCCCGCGGGCCGGGGCAGCAGCAGCCCAGCCGGUGGACCAGCCAGAAAACAAGAAGAAGAAAGGAAUAUUUUCGAAACCAAAAAACCUCGUGCUCAGCCGAGAGAAGUCGGAUCCUUUCACUCGGGACCGUGGGCUGCCUUCACCGAGCAAGAUUGGCAAUGGUCUUUCGCGCAUGGUCAGCGCGUCUGCGGCUAGCUUGGCUGAUUUGCCCUCGAAUAACUCCUCCAUGUAUAACCUGUCCAAUGCCUCGGUCAGUACCGUGGUGCCGGCUGGAGACAAAGCUCCCACGGCACCGGAGAAAGACAGCAAGGAUAAGGAUAAACACAAGCAUCACUUCUUGUCGCGGCAGAAGCUCAAGUUGAAGGAUCGCGACGAGCACCUGAAGCUGCCUCUAUCCUCUGCGUCGAGUAAUUCUCGUCCUGCAGACCCGAAUGCACCGCAAUCACUCUAUUCUUUCACGGGUCCUUCAUCCCCGGCUCCUGGUGCCACGUUUGGUAAAUCCGUCAGUGGGCUGGAUCUGCUACAUGGCGGAAGAGCUCUGCGCGAAAAGAAAAAGGAAGAAAAAGGAAAGGAGAAGGCGCUUGCGGAAUCCGAGCAUACCGAAUGGCUCAACAACACAGUGGCGGGUGGUAAUGCCGCUGCCGCCGUCUUUACUGGGCCUUCAUCUUUGAACAGCUCGUCUGGUGUGAUGGGGGAGGCGGUGCUACGAGAAACUUUGCAAGGGUUCGGACUUAACAAUAUGUCUCCUGAAGAUGCAUGGGACUUUCUCAAAGCGAAGUUGCUGGUCAUCUUUGAUGGCGAGGAUGUGCGAAUUGCUAUCGAAGACCUCAAUAAGCUUGUGCUGGUACAUCUACAACGCUGCGUACAAAAACGCACCCCUACAUCCAUUAUUGCAGAUCUUCAGGAACUCCUUGAAACGGGCUUUGCGACACUCAAUCAUAGUUCCCUGGUUGGAAUCCCCGAUGAAAAGCUCGUCCCUCAUCUAGUUCAAGUAUGGAUGCUGGUAUUUGGUACAAUUCUCCCCUUCAUCCAGGCUGUCUUCCUACCCUUGGACCUCGAGUUCAAGGGAGUCGGCUCCUUGAUGACCCCUCGUGAAUCUCAUGAAUUCUGGGGGUCACUACCGGUCGGCGGAUUUCUGGACGUGCGCAACAUAGUCCUGAUCGCCUUCCGAGACCGCAUGAUCCUAAAUCGCUACGAAACCCUUAAGCAGACGUUCUCCCGCCUCAGCCUUGACAGUAUCAACACCGGAUUCCCAACACUAAGCGUGACAGCCAAGAGCACCGGCACUGGUGGCCGACCUGGCACCGCCGCCUCCCUCGAUGCAGGCCUCGGCAGCUACAACUCCCAGUCCUCAACAAUGCUCAGCACUGCCGCAAACAGUUAUUCCUCUGACUCCAUGAGUAUCUUGGCCCACACAAACACAAAUUACCGACCUGGAAGCAGCAACUCCCGCAGCCGCGCAACAUCCAAUACUUCUUCCAAUCCGGACCCAAUGAUUUUCUCAUCCCUUUCAUCCCCGCCAACCUCGAACCAGCGCCCAACGAUCAUGCACCGCGCCGGCUCUGCAGAUUCAUCACACGUGAUCACCGAAACCGUAGGCCGCAUGCUCCAAUGCGUCAGUGUCAUCUCAAGCGUCCAAACAGGCGAUGCAUCGCAGGAUAGAAUUGAGAUUCUCAGCAAAGCUCUCAAACACAACUGGCUCGGCCGGGGCCGUACAGGCCGUGACCGCCGUGGCUUCGUUGGCGCCAAGAUUCGUCCCAUAAUGGUCGGUGGCGCCAUGCCAUCGCUCAUGGAUGACGGGGACUCCCUUACGACGGCGGGAAUAAGUAUUGGUGCUAGCACCAGUACCGGUGGUUCCCGUGCUCGUGGAGAUUCCUCGUCUUCGGAGUGGAGUGGACAGGGUACUGGUACUGGCAUGAGCAUGCGGAGUGGGAACAGUGGACGGCGAGAACUGAGCGUCCUUUGA